AUGGAUAUGGUCAGCGAGCUACCAAUAUCCGAUAGGCAGAAACAGUAUAUAGCAGAAGUGCUCAACCCCAUUGUUGAGGAUAUGAUCACAGAUUGCGUCGAGAAAAUGCCACAGGACUGCGCUAGCUUCAUGCAAGACUGGCUGAUAACGCAGAGUGGGAUACCAAUGUCCGAUAGGCAGCAACAGUAUAUAGCAGAAGUGCUGAACCCCAUACUUGAGGAUAUGGUCGCAGAUUGUGUGGAGAGAAUGCCGAAAGACUGCACUAGCUUCAUGCAAGACUGGCUGAGAAGCCGGGCGGAGGACUCAAGUGGCCUGAAGCAGCUGACUGAGCUCAGGAAGGACAUCGCGUCCUUCAAGGAAGAGCUAGCAGCCAUGAAGGCCGUGCGAAGCGACACGGAUCUGGCAAAUCGAGUGGACGCCCUGGAAAAGCUUAUGUCGAAGGACCUCGAGCUGCGGGCGAAAGAGACAAAUGGCCAAGAGAAACGGCGCGAGUCGAGCGCCGAAGCCCAGCGCUCGGCCCAGCCGAACACGGGGAUGCCGACGGCCCAGACGGCCCAGACGGGCCAGACACCCCAGACGGCCCAGACGGUCCAGAUGCAGACGGACCAGCUUCCCAAGACAUACGAAGAAGCCUUAGAGCAGCUUGGAGGCCAAGAGGAGCUGGCCAAAACCCUGCAGCUCAGUAAAGAUUUGCAACAGAAGCACGGUUUGGCUCCUGAAAUUACACACAUGCUUCCCCUGCACUACUCGGAGCGAAUCUCCUUCUCGGUCAAGCUGAACUAUCAGCCCUACCAGACCAGCCUUGGAGACUUGAUGCACUUCUGCAAGGUCAGGAAGCCUUUGUUCGAUCAGAUCGUGCAAGACAUUGCCGAAGACUCCGGCGGGAAGCCCAUCGUGCCUCCAGUGAAAGGCGAAAAGCGCUGCGGGGUGAAAGCAAACUUCAAGUACAAGGACUCUCAAGGCGGCAUCGCUUGGCAUCGGCUCACUGAUGUGGUGCGAGCCACCAUCAUCUACGAGAGGCUGGAGGACAUGUACAAUGGGCUCAAGAUGAUUGACAGGUUGCACGACGAAGAGAAGCUGAAAAUCAUUGAGCUCAACGACAGGUAUAUGACGCCCUUGAAAGGUGGGUACAGAGACAUCCAACUUUGCUUGAGUGUGAAUGAGCUGGUCUGUGAAUUGCAAUUGAAUUCCGUUGGCAUGGCACAUGUGAAGGAACAUGCCGGCCACCGAGCUUUCGAAGUUGCCCGCGAGCUUGCCGCAGCGAUUGAGGAAGGCAGCCUGGAGCGCUGCCGGUCCAUCUUGGACUGGGGCAAGGUGAAUCUCGGGAAGGAUUGGCAGCAGCAGCUGGUCGCCAUUUUGAAUGAUCCAAGUAAGCCUUUGCUGCAUCAGGCAGCUCGAGUUGGAAACUCUGACCUCAUGGAGGUUUUCCUGGAGUACAAGGCAGAUGUGAGUUUUCAGCAAGUGUCCGAUAAGAUGACCGCCCUGCACGAAGCGAUGACUGGUGGCCAUGAGCGAGCUGCGUGGCUUCUUCUCUCCAGAAAAGCAGACCCCGAGUUGCCGGAUGCCACCAAUCGGGCACCGUUGAUGCUUGGGCUCUUGGCUCUGCGCAUGCAGCCUGACUCCGAACCGCUGGCUCGCUGCGUGACCAUGCUGGUCCAGAAGACCUGCGACGGCGGUUUGCACCACCUGCAUGAGGUGAAAGAGAGGCUUCAAGCGUUUGUGAAAGAGAAGAUGCAGCAGAGCAGUCAGCUUUUGACGUUUGCCGGCGAUGGCAAUCUAGUUGAAGUUCAAAGACUCCUGCGAGAGGAAUUUGCUGACCCGAACUCACGCGAUGCACAAGAAAAGUGCCCAAUGCACGUAGUCCUGGAGUCACAGCAUGCGCAGCCGGAGAACCGGAUCAAAAUCAUGCAGUGGCUCGUUCAGUUUGAAGCUGAUCUGGAGGCAAGGGACAAAUCCAAGAGGUCUGUCCUGGCGUUUGCAGUGGCGUCACGCGAUGGGCUUGCGUUUCAGGUUUUGAUUCGGGCCGGAAUUCGCCUUGGAAACACCGCUUUGCGUGAUCAGCUUUCAGCAGAAGACUACAAAGAGCCGAACUUCAACAAUCUCGUGGGACGGAUUCUCACAACAGAUCCAUACAGCAUGCAGAAGUUUCGAGAUGCAGGCUGCAGCUUGCAGGACAUGUCGCCAAGCCAUGUAGCAGCAGCAGCAGCGCAGUUGAAGGGUCUCUCUGGUGGAUGGCAGGGGUGA
Effrenium voratum is the source of this 2244-nucleotide messenger RNA. NCBI's taxonomy places the organism in Eukaryota, Dinophyceae, Suessiales, Symbiodiniaceae. The record is from the annotation of a GenBank genome assembly.